UUUGACAUUUCUCUCAUCAUCCCCCCAUCCCAUCAAACCAAACUGUAAAUGAAGGAUUCAGCAUAAAAUUUAAUUAGAAACUAUUUUCCUUGCCAAUUAACAACUUUAACUAUGGCGUCGACAUCUAAAGAUAGUGUGCCGGUAACAAGUGAUGUUCAGGAGAACAUAGGAAGUGAUUUAGAGCCUGGGGCUUGUCCGGAAAGUAUACUGAAUCCUACAGAUUCUUUUGAAGAAUUUGCCUCAGAGAUGAGCUCGAGUCUUCAAGAAAGGAAUGACUCUUUGACUGUGAAGAGUAGCACUAUAAGUGAGAUUCAAAGUGAGAUUGGUGAGAGCUCGAAAGAAGCGCAAAUGAAGAGUGCAAAGUCGAGUGAUGAUUUACAGAAUAAAGAUGAAUCCAUGUCAGCAUCUGCCAGCAACUCCAACCUGAUGGAAGAGAAUGGGGAAGUGGAAAGUGAGGAGGAUGAUUACUUGAAGUCUCCGGAGCUCGUGAACAAGGAGAAGCAUGUGUUUAUAUUAAGUUCUGCUGGUAAACCUAUAUACUCUAGGUAUGGAAACGAAGAUAAAUUGGCCGGCCUCUGCGGAGUAAUCCAAGCGCUAGUCAGCGUAGUAGAAGACCACAACCAGGAUAUCCUGAGGGCCAUCAAUACUAAGGACUGCAAGGCGGUGUUCCUAGUGAAAGGACCUUUGAUACUGGUUGCGGUGUCUAAGAGCAAUGAGAGUGAAACACAAUUGGUUUUACAGUUGACAUAUGCCUUCAACCAAAUAGUAUCGGUUCUAACACUAACCCAGCUGAACAAAAUCUUCGAGCAACGUCGUAACUAUGAUCUCAGAAGAUUGCUGUCAGGCGCAGAAAGGCUUAUAGACCAUCUGCUUAUAUUCAUGGAAAAGGACCCAGCGUUUUUACUAGGUGCUGUCCGCUGCCUGCCGCUCCCAGAAAAAUCCAGAGAAUCCAUAACACACGCAAUAAUAUCAGCGUGCCACAAAAUAAGAGACCUAGUAUUCGCAAUACUUAUAGCAGGCAACCAGUUGAUCACUUUAGUGAGAAUGAAGAAAUACACAUUACACCCUUCGGAUAUACAUUUGUUGUUUAAUCUGGUGAGGAGUUCGGAGUCUUUCAAGACUGCUGAGAGUUGGACGCCGAUAUGUUUACCCAAGUUUGAUGCUACUGGCUUCCUCCACGGCCACGUCUCAUACAUCUCCGAAGACUGCCAAGCAUGCCUUCUCCUUCUAACAGUACAGCGAGACGCGUUCUACCCUCUCUCUCAGGCAAAACACACCAUAGCAGAGAAACUGCGGCAAAAUAAAUGUUUGUCGGCUAUCAACGACGCAUUAAACAGGCAUCCAGAUUUGCCCACGACAGAUCCACUGAAACACAUAGGAAUACCAGAGAUCAGGCACUUUAUGUAUAAGUGCAAAUCUACAGCGCAGCUGUUCACUUCGGACCCUAUAUCUAUAGACAGAUUGCAGGAUUACCGAAUACGGCAUAAAGAGGGCGGUGACGUAGUUAAAGAGAGGAAGCUGACGAAAAUGUCCGAGAUCGACUACGUGAGGAACUACAGGAAGUUCUGCAGUCAGAUACAUUGUACAUCCACACCUGCCAAGCUGAUCUUUAGGUCUAAUUCACAAGAUACCAUACUAGCUUGGAUAACAAACGGCUUCGAACUAUACGUGACCUUCGAUCCCCUGAUGGAAAAAGACCACGCCAUUAAAGCAGUGGACCGCCUCCUGCGGUGGAUCAAGCGCGAGGAGCAGAGGAUAUUCAUCAUGCACGCGCCGACCUUCUAGCAGCCGUUCAGGGUCAGGAACCCCUUCGUGAGGUAUAGUGUGGAAGAGAAAACUAAUGAUGUCCAAGAAACUCUUUAAAGUUGAAAAUUAUGGUGAUAUCCGUGUAUUUCGUGUGUAAAUAAGAAAGACUUUGGGAUAUAUUAUUACUUCAGAAACUGUGAAGGAGUGAUAUAAUGAUAUUUCAUGGGUAUGCAUAAAGGCAACCGGGGUUAACGACCACUCUGGCCUGCCUAUGAAGCUGAUGGUCCUGGGUUCAAAUCCGGGCAUUUAUUUGUGUGAUGAGCACAUAUAUUUGUUCCUGUAUCAUGGAUGUUUUCCAUGUCGUAUUAGUAUGUUAUAUAUAUCGUUGUCUGGGUAUUCACAACACAAGCCUUCUUGAGCUUACAGUGGGACUUAGUCAAUUUGUGUAAGAAUGUCCCUAUAAUAAUAUUAAUAUCAAUAUUGAUACAGACGACCGGUCUGGCCUAGUGGGUAGUGACCCUGCCUACGAAGCUGAUGGUCCCGGGUUCAAAUCCUGGUAAGGGCAUGUAUUCGUGUGAUGAGCAUGGAUAUUUGUUCCUGAGUCAUGUGUGUUUUCUAUGUAUUUAAGUAUUUAUAAAUAUUUAUAUAUUACAUAUAUCGUUGUCUAAGCACCCUCAACACAAGCCUUAUUGAGCUUACUGUGGGACUUAGUCAAUUUGUGUAAUGAUGUCCUAUAAUAUUUAUUUAUUGAUACAAAAACAAGACAAAUCUCUUGAAAUUAAGACUUAUCAUUAUAUAAAUUCUUAUUUUAAAGCGACUGGUUGUUUUAGUAUGAAUAUUGAUACUUUACUUAAUACACAUCUAAGGGAGGUCAGACCAAUACACCGUCUGGCUUUCAUUUGAUCCCCUAACGGAAAACACCACGCUAUACAUAUAUAAAUGUGUAAACCCUGUAUAGAUCGUGUCAUUCACGAAGACUUGUGCCUUGACUCGUAUUGUCAUAUUUUAUUUUAAACUAAGUAAAGGUUAGAUUUGACAAAUUUGCGCGUCAUCGCGGAUGACACGAACUGUAUAAUACAAGGUGCCCGUGAGCAUUGCGAGAGAUUUUAACGGUGCAUUCCUGAUGGCAACAGAAACAAAAAAUGUUAUAUGACAUUUUGUGAAAUUCGACAAAAAAAAAUUUUUUUUAUUUUUUUCCCCCUUUUUUGAACACUCCUGUACAUAAAACGUAAUUUUUAUUGACAAACACAUAACCUGAAAUUAACUAAAAAGUUUUUUUUUUAUUUGGAGGUAGCCUCUCGAAUACAUUUUUUUAAUUUUUCGAUGUCAAUCAAUAGACCAGACUAGACCUCAAAGUGGCAAUACCGCAGUCAAAAAUGUGUUUUGUACCGACUUAUGGCGAAAGAAUGAUUUCGAAAAACAUUUAAUUAUCUCUGAAACUAGGCCUAAUCCAGAAAAUAUUAUAUGACAUUUUAGUUUCUAAAUAUUACCAGGAAUGCUUAGUUAAAAUCUCUCGCAAUGCUCACGGGCACCUUGUAUAA
This is a messenger RNA of Cydia pomonella (codling moth), 3287 nucleotides long. It is a transcript of the gene Mon1, whose product is annotated as protein SAND. The record is from RefSeq and is a predicted model, not a curated record. The coding region runs from base 112 to 1785 and encodes 557 amino acids. Gene Ontology annotation, biological process: protein targeting to vacuole; endosome to lysosome transport via multivesicular body sorting pathway. NCBI's taxonomy places the organism in Eukaryota, Metazoa, Arthropoda, Insecta, Lepidoptera, Tortricidae. The transcript is spliced from 9 exons.